CGGUUGUACUCGUUCGCUGUAAUACGCAUUGUCAGCGCGCCGAUUGAAACGCCCGUUCGCGUCGUCUUUCAGUUUUGACGAGCGAAAAGGUCUCGUGCACGAACAAAGAUGGAGUCGGCUCAGAAUCGUUCCAAAACCAUUAUUCCGCAACAGAAAAAUCUGCUCUACAGUUACAUGAGACGGCAUCCUUCGCUGUCUAUGGGGAAAUUCUCGAGGAAUUUUACGCAUAAAAACGCUCAAAGGUUGUGGAUGGAGCUGACAGAGACGUUGAACGCGGUUCCCGGAGGUAGUUUCAAGAAUUGGAGACAGUGGCGAAAGCUUUGGCAAGAUCUCCGUUGCAGAGAGAAGAAAAUGUACCGCACGUCAUCAAACGCAUUUCCAGAAGAAAACACCGACAUAAAAGUCCUGGUAUCUCCGAAAUUAGAGCCUCCAGAUGAAGAGCAUCCUAAUGGAGACAUCGCCGAUUCAGUCUCAUCCACCUCCACCACCAGACCCAUGCCUCCUUUGUACAGCAGCAAACAAAUGGCUUCAAUGUCGUUCAAUUCUCCAUCCACCUCCCAAGGGCCUCCUCCUUUGACUCUAAUCGAGCCCCCAAGGUUGAUUCCUCUGACUAAUACAAAGACUGUACCGAAAGUUGUAGAAUGUCCCUCAAAUGUAAAUGAUAACAAAGAAGAAAAAGAUAGCAAGGAAAAAUACAGAGAGGAACUGGUAGCAGUAAAAUGGGCCAAAGUAAAGGCUUUGGAACGAAUAGCGACAGCUUUAGAAGUAUUAGUUCACAGUAAAGUUAAUUUACCUGAAGGGAUUGCCUCUGCAUUACGAUAAAUAAUUAGCAUAUACUAUAAAUUUUUGUACAUAUUUAUUUUCAUAAGAGUUUAAUAUACUUAACUUUCGUAGAUA
This is a messenger RNA of Brassicogethes aeneus, 897 nucleotides long. Lineage: Eukaryota; Metazoa; Arthropoda; Insecta; Coleoptera; Nitidulidae. The record is from the annotation of a GenBank genome assembly.